GUUCGGCGCGUGGCGACGUAUGACGGGAAAUCUGUGCUAGUUUUUAGAAUAAUAAUAAGAAAAUUAGUGGAUCGUAAGUGUUAUAUGGCAUCAGAUUAGUAAAAUUGGAUUAUUGUGAAACUUUGUGACAGGAAAAGGGAAAACAACACGACAAAAUGUACGGAUUCGUAAACUACGCUCUCGAGCUCCUCGUGAUGAAAACUUUUGGACAGGCCACGUGGGAAGAAAUCAAGAGAAAAGCAGAUGUCGCUAUGGAGGGUAGUUUUUUGGUGCGUCAAAUAUACGAUGAUGAGAUCACAUACAAUCUCAUCACGGCUGCCGUGGAAAUACUGCAAAUUCCAGCGGACGCUAUUUUGGAAUUAUUUGGCAAAACUUUUUUCGAGUUUUGCCAAGAUUCUGGAUAUGAUAAAAUCUUGCAAGUGCUGGGCGCCACACCUCGCGACUUUCUACAGAAUCUAGAUGCGUUGCACGAUCACCUGGGCACGUUGUACCCUGGAAUGCGGUCGCCAUCGUUCCGAUGCACGGAGAGGCCGGAAGAUGGCGCGCUGGUCCUCCACUACUAUUCGGAUAGGCCUGGUUUGGAGCACAUUGUCAUUGGGAUUGUGAAGGUAAUUGCUGACUGUCACUUUGACACAAAAGUCGUCAUAGGUGUCGUCAAAACCAAAGAGGAAUGUGACCAUGUUUUUUUUUUCCAGACCUCCAAGAGCUAUGACUAAAAACCAUAAGAAGGUCAGAAAUUAGAUUAGAUAAUUAUAUAAUUAAAAUUUUCAGAGCCAAAAGUCAGUCCAGCUACGUUCUGCCGAGUGUUCCCAUUCCAUCUAAUGUUUGACCGGGAGCUGAAUAUCGUGCAAGCUGGACGUACUGUGUCUCGUCUCUUGCCAAGAGUCACCAGGCCUGGCUGCAAAAUUACUGAUGUUUUGGACACGGUUCGACCACAUUUGGAGAUGAAAUUCGAGAACAUAUUGGCACACAUCAAUACAGUAUACGUGCUGAAGACAAAGCCAGAGGAAAUGAACAUUACUGAUCCACACGAGGGAAUUGCUCCUCUUCGUCUCAAGGGACAAAUGUUGUACAUCCCAGAAACUGAUGUGGUCGUCUUCCAGUGUUACCCAAGUGUCACCAAUCUCGAUGACCUGACUCGGCGCGGUCUCUGCAUUGCCGACAUUCCUCUCCACGACGCUACUCGUGACCUCGUGCUGAUGUCAGAGCAGUUCGAAGCAGACUACAAGCUUACCCAGAACUUGGAGGUGCUCACUGAUAAACUGCAGCAGACUUUCAGGGAGUUGGACUCAGAGAAACAGAAAACUGACAGACUCCUCUACUCAGUCCUCCCUCGAAGCGUAGCCACGGAGCUUCGCCACCGUCGCCCCGUGCCCGCCCGUCGCUACGACCCAGUCACCCUCCUCUUCAGUGGUGUUGUUGGCUUUGCUAACUACUGCGCUAGGAACACUGACCAUAAGGGCGCCAUGAAGAUUGUAAGGAUGCUGAAUGAUCUGUACACCACGUUUGACGUGCUUACUGAUCAGAAGAGGAAUCCCAAUGUUUAUAAGGUGGAAACUGUAGGAGACAAGUACAUGGCAGUUUCUGGACUUCCGGAAUACGAAGUGGCUCAUGCUAAGCACAUCUCGCUUCUUGCACUUGAGAUGAUGGACAACUCCAAGGAAAUCACUGUAGAUGGAGAACCUGUUGGCAUCACCAUCGGUAUUCACUCCGGCGAGGUAGUGACUGGAGUCAUCGGCCAUCGCAUGCCUCGCUACUGCCUGUUCGGGAACACGGUCAACCUGACCAGUCGCUGUGAGACCACGGGCGUUCCGGGGACUAUUAAUGUCAGCGAGGAUACUUACAGUUACCUGAUGCGUGAAGAUAACUACGACGAGUCCUUCAAACUGACCUACCGCGGCCACGUCUCCAUGAAGGGAAAAGCCGAGCCUAUGCAGACCUGGUUCCUUGAAAGGAAGAAAGUCUAAUCACCAAAUUAACAACGUACAGCCUCUCCCUCCUUCCCGCUGAAACUACCGCCCACCCGCUCUCGACCUCACAGUUACCGCCUGUCUAGAACGCGACCAGUCUUAUCUCACUCAUACAAGCAUGGCACGCGUUCGACGCGACCUUAGACUGUGUGCGUAGGAAAGCGCUUUUUUCAUACAUUUGAUCGCCAUUGUCUGAGGUGUGCCUAGAGGAGAUCCUCAUACUUCAUAACUACAUAAUUUUAUGUAGGUAGUAUAAAAUAAAGUCGCUGUCCCCAUGUAUGCUUAGAUCAUUCAAAUCAGCAACAGAUUUUGUUGCGGCACGGUUUUUUUUUAGUAAACAGAGUGAUUCAAGAAGGUUUAAGGUUUAUUAGUACCCAUGCAAAGUCAGGGAUAAUCGCUAGUCUACAAUGAAGAUGAGGAAUUAAAAAAAUGUGCA
Leguminivora glycinivorella is the source of this 2406-nucleotide messenger RNA. It is a transcript of the gene Gycbeta100B, whose product is annotated as guanylate cyclase soluble subunit beta-1. Gene Ontology annotation, cellular component: guanylate cyclase complex, soluble. The record is from RefSeq and is a predicted model, not a curated record. Gene Ontology annotation, molecular function: guanylate cyclase activity; heme binding. The transcript has 16 exons. Gene Ontology annotation, biological process: cGMP biosynthetic process; response to oxygen levels. NCBI's taxonomy places the organism in Eukaryota, Metazoa, Arthropoda, Insecta, Lepidoptera, Tortricidae.